This is a messenger RNA of Paralichthys olivaceus (Japanese flounder), 4489 nucleotides long. RefSeq names its product splicing factor 3b, subunit 1 (gene sf3b1). Gene Ontology annotation, biological process: spliceosomal complex assembly. Gene Ontology annotation, cellular component: U2 snRNP; U2-type prespliceosome; catalytic step 2 spliceosome. NCBI's taxonomy places the organism in Eukaryota, Metazoa, Chordata, Actinopteri, Pleuronectiformes, Paralichthyidae. The record is from RefSeq and is a predicted model, not a curated record. Gene Ontology annotation, molecular function: mRNA binding.
UAAAAACCCAGAAGAAGAAGAAGACCGAGAAGAAGAAGUAACACACUUCCGGUCUCAGGCUCCAUCAUCCACCACCAAAAUGGCGAAGAUCGCCAAAACGCACGAAGAUAUCGAGGCCCAGAUCCUGGAGAUCCAGGGGAUGAAGGCUACACUGCUGGAGGAAGGAGAGCAGGGUGUCGGCCUCGUUUCCACUGGCUUUUUUGACCAGGAGAUUUAUGGAGGCAGCGACAGUCGCUUCGCUGGAUAUGUCACUUCCAUCGCUGCAAAUGAACAGGAGGAUGAUGAUGAAGAUGACACAUCAACAAGCUUGUUGGGACAGAAGAAGCCGGGGUACCAUGCACCUGUGGCAAUACUCAAUGCCAUUCCACAGUCAGAUGAGCAAUACGACCCCUUCGCGGAGCAUCGUCCACAAAAGAUCGCAGAGCGUGAGGACGAGUACAAAGCCCGGCGCAGACAGAUGAUCAUCUCCCCGGAGCGUCUCGACCCUUUUGCAGACGGGGGCAAAACACCGGAUCCCAAGAUGCAGGUCAGGUCGUACGUGGACGUCAUGUUGGAGCAGAACCUGUCCAAAGAGGAGAGAGAGAUUCGUCUGCAGCUGGCAGAGAAGGCCAAGUCAGGGGACCUGAAAGUUGUUAACGGGUCAGCUGCCGCCCAAGCAGCCACAAAACGCAAGCGUCGCUGGGACCAGACAGCUGACCAAACCCCCUCGAAUGCUACACCCAAAAAGAUGUCCAGCUGGGACCAGGCUGACACCGGUGCUGAGACUCCAGGACACACCCCUGCACACACCCCCUCAAGCACCCGAUGGGAUGAAACCCCUGGCCGACCUAAAGGCAGCGAGACUCCAGGGGCCACUCCCAGCACCCGUAUGUGGGACCCCACGCCCAGCCACACACCUGCCGGUGCUGCCACCCCUGGCAGGGAUACCCCCGGCCACGCCACACCUGGCCACGGUGGAGCCACGGGUAGCGUUCGCAAGAACCGUUGGGACGAAACCCCAAAGACAGAAAGAGAGACCCCUGGUCAUGGAAACGGUUGGGCUGUGACCCCACGAACAGACAGAGGAGACGAGUCUGUGGGCGAGACUCCAACCCCAGGGGCCAGUAAGAGGAAGUCCAGGUGGGAUGAAACCCCUGCCAGUCAGAUGGGAUCCUCCACACCUCUUCUCACCCCUGGAAAGACUCCCAUUGGAACACCAGCUAUGAACAUGGCCACCCCAACACCAGGUCACCUGAUGAGCAUGACUCCAGAGCAGCUGCAGGCGUGGAGGUGGGAGAGAGAAAUCGAUGAAAGAAACCGUCCUCUCACAGAUGAUGAGCUGGAUGCCAUGUUUCCAGAGGGAUACAAGGUCUUGCCUCCACCAGCAGGUUACGUACCAAUUCGUACUCCGGCCCGCAAGCUGUCAGCCACACCCACGCCUAUUGGAGGCAUGACAGGUUUCCACAUGCAGGUGGAGGACCGCACCACAAAACAGAUGAAUGACCAGCCCUCAGGAAACCUCCCCUUCCUCAAACCUGAUGACAUCCAGUAUUUUGACAAAUUGCUGGUGGAGGUGGACGAGUCCACGCUGAGCCCCGAGGAGCAGAAGGAAAGGAAGAUCAUGAAGCUUCUGCUGAAAAUUAAAAAUGGAACACCACCCAUGAGGAAGGCUGCUCUGCGUCAGAUCACCGAUAAGGCUCGUGAGUUUGGAGCGGGCCCGCUGUUCAACCAGAUCCUGCCACUGCUCAUGUCGCCCACGCUGGAGGACCAGGAGCGCCAUCUGCUGGUUAAAGUCAUUGACCGUAUUCUCUACAAGCUGGAUGACCUGGUCCGGCCGUAUGUGCACAAGAUCCUGGUGGUGAUCGAGCCGCUGCUGAUUGAUGAAGAUUACUACGCCAGAGUAGAAGGCAGAGAAAUCAUCUCUAACUUGGCAAAGGCUGCUGGUUUGGCGACGAUGAUCUCCACGAUGCGACCUGAUAUCGACAACAUGGACGAGUACGUCAGAAACACCACGGCCAGAGCCUUCGCUGUGGUGGCCUCUGCUCUCGGUAUUCCCUCUCUGCUGCCCUUCCUCAAAGCUGUGUGUAAAAGCAAGAAGUCCUGGCAGGCUCGACACACGGGCAUCAAGAUCGUGCAGCAGAUCGCCAUUCUUAUGGGAUGUGCUAUCCUGCCCCACCUCCGCAGCUUGGUGGAGAUUAUUGAACACGGUCUGGUGGAUGAGCAGCAGAAGGUGAGGACCAUCAGUGCUCUGGCCAUAGCUGCUCUUGCUGAAGCUGCUACACCCUACGGUAUCGAGUCAUUCGACUCCGUCCUGAAGCCGCUCUGGAAGGGUAUCAGACAGCACAGAGGAAAGGGUCUGGCUGCUUUCCUCAAAGCUAUUGGCUACCUGAUCCCACUGAUGGACGCAGAGUACGCAAACUACUACACCAGAGAGGUGAUGUUGAUCCUCAUCAGAGAGUUCCAGUCCCCUGACGAAGAGAUGAAAAAGAUCGUACUCAAGGUGGUGAAGCAGUGUUGUGGCACUGAUGGUGUGGAAGCCAACUACAUCAAGACUGAGAUCCUGCCUCCGUUUUUCAAGCACUUCUGGCAGCACAGGAUGGCUCUCGACAGACGCAACUACAGACAGUUGGUGGACACCACGGUGGAGCUGGCCAACAAAGUGGGAGCAGCAGAGAUCAUAUCUCGCAUCGUGGACGACCUGAAAGACGAGGCUGAGCAGUACAGAAAAAUGGUGAUGGAGACUAUUGAGAAAAUCAUGGGCAACCUUGGCGCCGCUGACAUCGACCACAAGCUGGAGGAGCAGCUGAUCGACGGCAUCCUGUAUGCCUUCCAGGAGCAGACGACAGAGGACUCUGUGAUGCUGAACGGCUUCGGCACUGUGGUGAACGCCCUUGGGAAGCGAGUGAAGCCCUACCUUCCUCAGAUCUGCGGUACGGUGCUGUGGCGUCUGAACAACAAGUCAGCCAAAGUCCGUCAACAGGCCGCUGACUUGAUCUCCCGUACGGCUGUGGUCAUGAAGACCUGUCAGGAGGAGAAGCUGAUGGGUCACUUGGGUGUGGUGCUGUACGAGUACCUGGGAGAGGAGUACCCCGAGGUGUUGGGUAGCAUCCUGGGAGCUCUGAAGGCCAUUGUGAAUGUUAUUGGUAUGCACAAGAUGACUCCGCCGAUCAAAGACCUGCUCCCUCGUCUGACUCCCAUCCUGAAGAACAGGCACGAGAAGGUGCAGGAGAACUGCAUCGACCUGGUGGGCAGGAUCGCUGACAGGGGUGCUGAGUACGUGUCAGCCAGGGAGUGGAUGAGGAUCUGUUUUGAACUGCUGGAGCUGCUGAAGGCUCACAAGAAGGCCAUCCGCAGAGCCACUGUCAACACGUUCGGUUAUAUCGCCAAAGCCAUCGGUCCCCACGACGUCUUGGCGACUCUGCUCAAUAACCUGAAGGUGCAGGAGCGUCAGAACAGAGUCUGCACGACUGUGGCCAUUGCCAUCGUCGCCGAGACCUGUUCGCCUUUCACGGUGCUGCCUGCGCUCAUGAACGAAUACCGUGUGCCCGAGCUCAACGUGCAGAACGGCGUGCUCAAGUCCCUCUCCUUCCUGUUUGAGUACAUCGGAGAGAUGGGCAAAGACUACAUCUACGCCGUCACGCCACUGCUGGAGGACGCACUCAUGGACAGAGACUUGGUCCACCGACAGACGGCGAGUGCUGUGGUCCAGCACAUGUCUUUGGGCGUCUACGGGUUUGGCUGUGAAGAUUCGCUCAACCACCUGCUCAAUUACGUGUGGCCCAAUGUGUUUGAGACGUCACCUCAUGUGAUCCAGGCCGUCAUGGGCGCCCUGGAGGGGCUGAGGGUCGCCAUCGGUCCCUGCCGCAUGUUGCAGUACUGCUUACAGGGUUUGUUCCAUCCAGCGAGGAAGGUGAGAGACGUCUACUGGAAGAUCUACAACUCCAUCUACAUCGGCUCACAAGACGCCCUCAUUGCCCACUACCCACAAGUCUACAACGACGAGAAAAACAUUUUCGUCCGCUACGAGCUCGAGUAUGUCUUGUAAAUAUGAAAUUUUUGCGCUCUUUUUGAUUUCUCCUCCCUCAACUAUAUCGCCCUCCACCGUCGUCUCUGUUUAAAAUCAGAGUCGGUUUUUAUUCAGCAGCUUUAUGUUGGUCUUUCCCGAGGGGCUGAAAUAGAAAAUCCACGUCCUGAAUGCCGUUUAUUGAUUCUGGAGAAACAAGAGUGAAAACUGGGAGUUUGGGGGAAUUGAAGAGGGAACAUUGUGGAGUCUGUAUGUUUUGUUUUUUUAUUUUCCCAGUAAGGAAUGUUCAGGGUCAGAUGAUCCUUGGUUGAAGAACGCAGCACCGUCAUGAUGAUGUUUUAAAUACUUUUGAUUGUUUUUUUGCUUUUUGUGUAUCGCUAGUCUUCUGUAUCAGCCGUACACACCCUGUCCAAGUUUCACACCUCCUCUGUUCUUAGGGUUGUUGCUUUAUUUAAUCAAAAUAAAAUGUUUGUGUAUAAAAAAUCA